UCAGUCCUAUAGUCCUAUUUACGUAUUAUUUAAACAUUCUUGUUUUUUUAUAUUAAUUAAAAUUAAAUAUGAGCGUCUCAAAGGUAAAUACUUCAUUAAAUUCAUCAAAUUAUUCAAAUACUUCGUCUCAGUUGGACAGUUAUGAAGACGUGCAAACGGCCAGUGUGCGAAAUUAUGUAAAAGAUUUGUUAAAAUCGCGAAUAUUCUUGGGUCGUUAUCUUGAAAGACGACUUGUUGAUGAACGUAUUGGAUAUCGGGACGUCGUAUUAAUUAGUCAAGCAGAAGUUGAGUUGAAGAAGGAUUUACAAGAAGCUCAACACAAACUUCAGGUUGUGCAUCCAAGCUCUCAUUGGAUUGGCAUCUCAGAUUCCGAAGUUUUGGGACAUAAUUCUGGUAUUUGUCUUUGGACAGAAAUAGAUAAUCAACCAUUUGGCGCUUUUUGGUUUCAAAUAAAAACCAUUAGAUUUAGACAAUUUGAAAUUAUUGUCAUAUUGAAAUGUGUAAGACACAUAACUGACGCAUUUUUAGAGUUAGAGCCAAUAUUGACAGGAGCGAUAGAAAAAUCCAAAAGUAACAAUACUACGAAACAAAUUAGUAAUGUAUCAUCACUCAGUGAUACAUAUGCUGAAAUAGCUAAAAAUGUUCAAGAUGCGUUCUCCAUAAAAAAUGCAAAGGAAUUCAUAACAUUUUUAUUUGCAUUUGUUAUUGCAAUUUUCACUGGUAGCACUGCUUUUAUAAACUUUCUAGGUAACUUUAUUUUAGCUUUAGUCAGGGAAAUUUCUAUUUUAGUAAAAAAUUCCACGCCUAUGUUUUUAGGAUUUUUAGAUUUCAUAAGUAAAAUAAUUGGUGGUUUUUACAUAUUGCUGGCCAUGUUAUUCAAGCCUAAUACGCCAAACCCUUUAAGUAAGAGAAACAUUGGAUAUUAUAAAAGAACUCCACAAAAAUAUGAAACUUAUGAUCAUAGAAAUUUUGACUAAUAUAUGCAAGUAUUAUUUUUUUUUUUGUAAUAACUCUAAGAUCUCAAUUAUACCAUGUUUUAUUAUUUUUAUACAGUAAAUAAAUUAUUAUAAUGUUAUAUAAAA
This is a messenger RNA of Melitaea cinxia (Glanville fritillary), 1082 nucleotides long. RefSeq lists its product as uncharacterized. The record is from RefSeq and is a predicted model, not a curated record. Lineage: Eukaryota; Metazoa; Arthropoda; Insecta; Lepidoptera; Nymphalidae. Bases 69 to 977 code for a protein of 302 amino acids. The transcript has a single exon.